CGCCGGACACCCGCUGGAAAUGAGGAAUGGAUUUACCGGCGCUAUUAACGUGUUCGUAACAGAUUCCAGCAAUGAACAAUGACCAUAGUUGACAGAUCUUCGGAAAAGUCUGGCCACGAGUCAGUCGGGUGUAACCGAUCUCCCUUCACCAGUGGAGACGCGGGGAUGGACGGCAGCUGUUCCAGCAGCUGGGGGGCGGGUGACUCUCCUCGGCUGAAGGUUCCAGGAGGCUGCCUGGGCCCGACACCUGGUGCGGCCUUCUACCAUAGUUCUCUCUCAUCUGGGGACCGGCCGAAGGAGCAAGUGAUCAGCAGUGGUGAUGGCAUUGAGUUGCCGCAGAAGGUCCUCUUCCCUCCAGACCGCCUCAUCCUGAAGUGGACCCAGGUUCACCGUAUCGGUGCCGGCCUGCAGAACAUGGGGAACACAUGCUUCCUCAACUCAGCGCUGCAGUGUCUCACCUACACGCCUCCAUUUGCUAACUACUUGCUGACAGGCGAGCACGCUAAAACAUGUCACGAGGCGGGGUUCUGUAUGAUGUGUUCCAUGCAAAACCACAUCAUUCAGGUCUUUGCCAACUCUGGGAAUGUCAUCAAGCCCAUUGGUGUGCUUAAUCAGCUCAAAAGGAUAGCAAAGCACUUCCGCUAUGGAAGCCAAGAGGAUGCCCAUGAAUUCCUGCGGUACACAGUGGAUGCUAUGCAAAAGUCCUGCUUACCUGGAACCAAAUUGGACAGGCAGACACAGGCAACUUCUUUCAUCCAUCAAGUAUUUGGCGGGUAUCUAAGGUCCAGAGUUAAAUGUUUAAACUGCAACGCAGUCUCAGAUACAUUUGACCCCUUUUUAGACAUCACUCUGGAAAUUAAGAUGGCUUCAAGCGUCUCAAAGGCUCUGGAGCAGUUUGUUAAGCCGGAGCAGCUGGAUGGAGAAAACUCCUACAAAUGCACCAAGUGCAAAAAAAUGGUCACAGCCUCGAAGAGAUUUAGCAUCCACCGCAACUCCACCGUGCUCACCCUCUCACUCAAACGCUUUGCAAACUUCAGUGGAGGCAAAAUUACAAAGGAUAUAAAAUAUCCAGAGUACCUGGACCUGCGACCGUUCAUGUCUCAGACUCAAGGAGAGUCCCAACUCUACGGCCUGUACGCUGUGCUGGUCCACUCUGGAUACAGCUGUCACGCUGGACACUACCUCUGCUAUAUUAAGGCGAGCAAUGGUCAGUGGUAUCAGAUGAACGACUCCUCUGUGUCCGUCAGCGACAUCAGUACUGUUCUGAACCAGCAGGCCUAUGUCCUGUUCUACAUAAAGUCCAGUGAUGGGAAAAAAACAGCUGACUACAGUCACAUGAACCACAACCCUGGAAUCCCUGGUCAGUCGUCACCUCGCCCGGUGGUGAUAUCACGCAUCAACAACACCGUCCAUCACAACAACAUUGGCUUUAUAGGUCCCCAGCUGCCCCCACACAUGACCAAGAGCACUCUCUACGUCAAUGGGAAUGGAUCUCUGAGGGACUCUCCCACAAGCUCCAAGCCCAGCACCAGCAGUAGUGUUGGAAAACCUAACCAUGGACUGGCCUCUUCCUCUUCCUCUUCCUCGCACUCAAUCAGCCGGCCCACAAUGAUCCCAGACCAUGACAAACGUCAGAAGCUUUCAUUUUGCAUUGGACAAAGCAAGCAGAACCGCCCAUCCUCCUCCUCCGCCUCAUCCUCUUGCAGCCAGCCUUCCUCUGCCAGCGGCUCCUCUGCCAGCGGCUCCUCUGCCAGCGGCUCCUCCUCCAGCUCUCUAUCCUCCUCACAGUCUACCUCAGACAUCCACUCAGACGUUCGGUUCAUUCCACGUAAGCUUCACAACCUUAACGGCAUGUCUUGCCAUAACGGCAAUCACCACACUCGAGGUAAUGGAGCAUCGUUCCUGGUGCCGUACGGCCAGGAGUCUUCUGAGGAAUCAGACCAGGAGAACUGUGCCGCUCUGGAUAAUGGCUGCUUAGCUAAGUCUCACCUCAACAGAAACAACGGAACAGGAGGCGUCUUUGAGAAAUCUCCUCAAGCCACAAACAGAGAGUCAGAAGUGCACCAUAAUAGUAACGGGUUAAUGUAUGGCGUCUCUAAAUCAGGCCAAAACGUACAACAUUAUGGACAACACAAAAUGAAUGGACACAACACCUCUGACAAGAUCUCUGGCGGUGAUCCUGGAUCUUUGUCCUCGCUGGCUUCCAUUGCUGCUAAUGGUUUAGAUGGUGACCAUAGUCCAACAAGCAAAGAGACUUAUAAUUUAGCCUCGUCAUCACAGACCUGUUCUUCUCGGAGCAUCCAUCCUGCUGCCAGUGAAAGCCAGCCCCUCCCCUCUCCUCCCAAAAAGCCUAGAUGUGUGUCUGAACCUCUGCCUCAGCAUACAGCACCCUCCACUGUUAGCAUUCCACCUUCAGCUACUGCUACAAACACCCAUUCUGUUGCAUCUGGAGAAUCAGCUUCCUCCUCUGCACAUCACGGCAACCCAGCGGCCUUAUCCACCCCGGCAGACCGCUCCGAGAGCACCAGUGGGGCAUCUGCUGCUCCACAGAAUGUUGGCAUAAGUGGUGAUGAAUCCAAGAAUUUACCACAGAAAAAAGAGCCGACAGCAGGGAUGGAAAGAAGAACAGACGCCAAGGAGCAGCAAAAGUCCAAGCCCAGUUCUAGUGGCAGCGUUGGACAAUAUUCCCAAUCCAGAGACAGGCUGCACUCUGACUGGAGCAGAGAGAGACACUACAGGGACCGGAGCCCAGCUCGGGAGAGUUACAGUGAUCGGCACCGGCAUAGACAGGACUACCGAGAUCAUCGCCGCGAUCAUCGCUUGCACAGUGAUCAUUUGUCUCCUCACGAUCGACAUUACAGAGACUGGGACGCUGAACGUCGCUAUGAGCGAACUGUCCACCACCCCAGGGAGUGCAACCGCGACAGGUCCUCUCACCAUUACUCGCGCCAUCGAUCCAGAGAGGAUCGGGACUGUGAGCGGAGGGGGAACGGUCACUCCCACCGCGAAGAGUCUCGUAGUCGCUGGAGGUGGCAGCAGGAGAGUCGAGAAUCCCGGGUAACGAAGGAGAAGAGCAACGGCAGGGAGAGGAACUCUUACCCUUCAAAAGAGGAGACUUCCUUUCCUGCCACAGUGUCAGAAACAUCGGCAAAGUACAAAGACUCGCCGCCUCUGCCUCCUCUCUCCAUGUCGAGAGCAGCUCCAAACACAGACGAUCAAAAUCACAGGAGGGCUGCUGAUAAUCUGAGCAAGGAGAGAGACGACAGCCCUGAGGCCUUUCACUCUAAAAAACACAAAAAGAGCAAGAAGAAAAAGAAGUCAAAGGACAAAGACAGACACAGAGAGAGCGGAAAUUCUGACGUGGAUUCAGACAGAAUGGCUGAAAUAAAAAGGAAGAAGAAGAAAAUCAGGCGGCAGCGGGAUGACGAGUCCAAGCAGCACAGCCCAGCCCAGAGGAACAAGAACAGAAGCAGCGAGGAACGUGAAAGCCGCCAGCGGAGUAACUGUGACACCGAGGACGCUACAGACAUCUACGGUUCUCCACCAGAAAAACACCGGCGCACAGACUACGCUGAUCCUCGCAUUGACCAUCUAUCCCCCUCCCAGCCCAUUUCAGCCACCAAUGGUUCAACUCACCACCAUCUCAAUGGACACACAGGAAACGGUUACAGUCGAACCAAUGGCAACUCCCACUGAUUCUCCAGUGGCAUCAAACACUGACUCUGCACAUCAACAACAUUUUAACAGCAGAGGAAUGAAAUCAACGACCUAAUGACAUGGUGCUUCUUCUUCGUUGGGAGUAAAUUGUAUUUUUACCAAAAUUUAAGUGUUUUAAAAUAUUCCGAAAAUCUUUUUUUAAGGCGUUAAUUAUUUGCCGUAAUUCUCUUUAACUAUGGGUAAAAAAAAUAACGGUCACCUUGUUGAACAUUUAUGAUGAAAAUAUUAAUAUAUACUCGUAUGAACACAAACAAAGCCUGGAGCUUAAAACAUCUCAACUGCUGCUCAGUGGAACUCAGGACUCGAAAAACUUGUCGAACAUCCCAUUACGGAUUAUCCACCCGCUUCAAAUAAGAAUUAAACAAAAGGGAAGUUGGCUAAGAGUCAAACUGUCAAGGCAUCAUGUUGACUGAAAGUUCAAGAUGUCACUAUAUCUACAGAGCUUCUGAGGUUUUACAUCCAUCCCACUGGGAGCGGAUAAACUGCAGGAGGGAGAUUUUCACGAACGAAGCGGACAAGCUCAGUGGUGGGAACAAGGCUUCGCUGACUGGUACCUCCACUUUAACCCUGGACAGACUUGAGGACAUUUCCCUGCGUACGUUUUUCUCCUUUUUUUAUUUUACCGUUUCCAUUUUUGCUCUGAAGCCUAAGAUUCACUCUGUAAUUUUGUACCUUUUUUCACAAGAGGAGGAGUUUUGUCUCGCCUACAUCACAACUCUCUCACUCGCUCUUUUUUUAAAUGUUCAGAAAGAAAGCAUCAAACAUUUAUCAUCGCUGUGGACCAUGUGUGUUUGCUUUUUAUGAAAAAUAAAGUUUGUGUCUUCUAGCAUCAUAAAAUAAUACUGUGAAUCAAAUUUUGAACUGUACUAUCAGUUAUUUUAUAUGCACAAAAAGAUCCUGUAUCAGGAUUAGCAGUAGAUGUUUUGUUUUGUUUUUGUUUUUAGAACAACACUUGUUCAUUUUGACCAUGUUCUUUGGAGUAUGGAUUGAUUUUUGUUUUGUUUUGUUAUGUUGUGUUUUUCAAUUUUGGACAGACGUUUGAAAAACUGCUGUUAUACCUUUUUAUUUUAGCAUGUCAGAAUUUAUACAUUGUAUAAGGUAAAAGCCUUAAAAUACAUUUGUUCAUGUCUGCAAUUGUAAUUUGUUCUUGGUCUUUGACGUUUACAAGCUGCAUUGAAAUGAAUGAUACAUCUUUAGUGAGAAGAGUUGCCAGGGUGUUUUAGAAAGCUCUUGUAUCACACAGAAUAGACUGAUUGUAUUCAGCUUCUUGAAGGGCAAACGGUCGAAUCAGGAUGUAUUAGCGAGGACUGAAAGUGGUGGCGCUCUUUAUUCAGAUGUUGUUGAACACACACUUUUCUAGCUGUUCGAGAAGCAAAGACCUUUGCUCGGGUGUAAAAUACCAAAGAGUCAAGCUCUUCUCACUGAAUUCACACAGACACUGUUCACUGAUCAGCAUGUGUUUUAAUACAAAGUCUUCACAUGAGCGGUUUACCCAAGAUCAAACCGGGGAACCUGCACCAAAACAAUGUGGGUCGGUUUGAUGGACCUUGGGAUUCCAGUCGGCAUUCACGUUCUGCACGUUUUUGUUUUUUUUUAACUUACCAUGUCCUGUGAGUAUGUUUUUUUUCUCCCAUCUUAUUUCAAGAGUGUCAUCUUUGACACCAGGACCCAUUGAUUUCAUUUUCAGAUUUUGUAAUGCUCUGUCAAAACCAUGCGCUCACAAUCAAAUAGCUCCCUGCUUGUGCUUGGAUGUUAUUGUGCAACAAGUCUAUUUCUAGUCCACUUCCCUAACCAAUAGAAUGCCAGGUGUAGUUACUACGAGUCAAAUGGUCCCGCCCUUCAUUGAGAAUGAAUCCAGCAGAUCUCUGGUCAACAUGGAGCGGAAAAAUCAAGGAUGUCAAGUUCUUUUUAUGUUCUCUAAACAGUGACUAGCAACUAUAAAAAAAGGGAAUGUUUGAGUACAAGUGCAGGGUUUUGAAUGAGUGCAUUACAAAAUCUGAGAAAUAGGCCCAGCUCACAAACUGAAAGAACACACUCUUGAAUAAAGAUAGGGGGUAAAAACACCAUUAGGUCUCUCUCUGUAAUGUGAGUUUUUCUCAUGAAUCAUCACAUUUUCUGAUCCCUUCAGUAAAAACACAGUGUGAGGAGACUUCACUGCUCCGCACAAGGUGCCACUUCCACUACUAUAAACUGUUGAACUAAAAGGUGAACGGGUACAGGCUAUGGCUGUUAUGACUGACAUGCUACAUAAAUACAUCAAAGAAAGAAAAUAAACCGGUAUGUACAUUAUAUAUUAUACAUGCAUAAUGGAAUGAGUCUGGGGCUGCCUCUUUUGUUAAAAACAAUAAGCAAAUAAAUACAA
Molecule: messenger RNA, 6079 nt
Organism: Limanda limanda (common dab)
Lineage: Eukaryota; Metazoa; Chordata; Actinopteri; Pleuronectiformes; Pleuronectidae
Gene: usp42
Product: ubiquitin specific peptidase 42
Exons: 18
Coding region: 79-3696 (1205 amino acids)
Biological process (GO): regulation of apoptotic process; protein deubiquitination
Cellular component (GO): nucleus; cytosol
Molecular function (GO): cysteine-type endopeptidase activity; cysteine-type deubiquitinase activity
Source: RefSeq, a predicted model, not a curated record